This is a messenger RNA of Aspergillus tanneri, 612 nucleotides long. RefSeq lists its product as uncharacterized. The transcript has 5 exons. The coding region runs from base 1 to 612 and encodes 203 amino acids. Lineage: Eukaryota; Fungi; Ascomycota; Eurotiomycetes; Eurotiales; Aspergillaceae. The record is from RefSeq and is a predicted model, not a curated record.
AUGAUGAUGCAGGCUGUCGUUCAUGAUUUACACCCCAAACACGUAACAAUUUUUCAGAGAGCCCUUUAUUGCAUCCUGGACUCCCUAUUCGCAGGCUACGCUUGCGCGCAGAUUGUCGACUGUCUCCCCACACGUAAAGACUUCGAAGAGAGUAUGGCUUCGAAAUUGAACAGCAUCGACGCGGACGUGGUUCAAGAGUAUCAGAAUGCUGCCAUCAGCACUUUGGAUUUCCAGCUGCGACUCUUCGAAAUGGUGGGAGUCAUGUUGCAUGAUAUCGCUGCACAUCUCUUCAACAAUACACACGUACAAAGAUCCUCAUCGAGAUUGAACCUCAAUAUAAAGCCAGAUUCUCGGAGGGUCGUUGGCUUUCGACCGUGGAGAGUCAGAGAUGUCGGGAUGUCUAUCUACACCCGAAGAUUUCGCGUAUUCCAGCUAUCCAAGUCCCAGAUACAGCAAUUUCUGGAUUUAUGCGUGGGCGAGGAGCCCUUCGCAUGUCCCCUGCCCUUCAAGGCCGAAAGUGAGGCCAGGAGAGCCUUUGCAGAUUUCGCAAGGGACGAGCACAUUUUCCGCAAGAAACGGGACUGCAUGCCACCACUGCGAAUCCUUGGGUGA